Molecule: messenger RNA, 4475 nt
Organism: Megalobrama amblycephala (Wuchang bream)
Lineage: Eukaryota; Metazoa; Chordata; Actinopteri; Cypriniformes; Xenocyprididae
Gene: runx2b
Product: RUNX family transcription factor 2b
Exons: 18
Coding region: 2511-3911 (466 amino acids)
Biological process (GO): regulation of transcription by RNA polymerase II; neuron differentiation; hemopoiesis
Cellular component (GO): nucleus
Molecular function (GO): RNA polymerase II cis-regulatory region sequence-specific DNA binding; DNA-binding transcription factor activity, RNA polymerase II-specific; ATP binding
Source: RefSeq, a predicted model, not a curated record
UGAUUUAUGACAAAGUCCCUUUUAAGGAACAUCCGUUCACUUGGUGGCCAUAUUUGCAGCACCCCAGGGCAGCUAUUCGGGCAUCCAAGACCAAGCCCUAUCUAUUUGAAAUCCUGAAAUCUUAAAAAAAUGCUUGCCACACUCACAUUCACAUAAGCAUAUUUCAAAUAAGCAACAACAAACUGACAUAAACCGUCCCAUAAAUGUUGUUACUUGCAACAUUUUUCAGGGUUGCAAUUUCUCUCAUUCAUUAUAUGAGAGCACCGUCUUGAUAUUUCUAAAGUCUCAGUUUAUCCUUCUGGCUGAAUUAUCCUGACUUGAACUCUAAUGAUAUAACAUUACAUUCAUCCACCACCAAUGCCAAAGAAUAUAAGUAACAAAAUAAUCGAAUUUGAAUUUUUUUGAAUUAACUUUAAAUUGAACUUAGUAUUAUUAUUGGUUAUUAAAACAUUAGCAGAAAACAAAAAAGCACGCGCGCACGCAUACUACGUGCCAGCGUGGUCACGUUAGGAGGCACGUGCGUUUUCAGGCCAGAACAGGUGAAUGUAAAAUCAUCACAACAUAAAAAUAAUCUUUUCAAGAUGAUGUAUUUAAAAUAUAUGUACAUAGAAAAGUAUAUUCGCAUUUUAUUCGUUCAUUUCAUGGUUUUGAAGCCAACAACUCAUGGUUUGACAAUGUUUAUUAGACUUCAUAUAUUCGACAGAUCGCGUUUCACUUUUAUUAUUUUCGGAUUUUUGUUUACAUUCCAUCAAGAGCUUCAUAAGCCGUUGUACCGAAUGACCUGAUGUUUCGGGAGAGGCUGUGUCCGAAAACUGGAAAAUGCUUCCUUCGGAGGACACAUUUCAAGCCGCUGUUCUUCCAAGGCAACCAAAUCGGCCGCAGCUGAGAGAUGGUAGAGCUCUCUUGUGUCGCCAAUAUCAAGAAGCACUGAGGCUGCCAGUUCCUCUCGUCUACUGAGGUGUGAUGGUGUGAAAGGGAUUUAAUUUUAGCGGCUGCAGACGUUUGCUGUGAGGCUGCAUGCAGUAUCUUACUUAUUACCGAGGGGCCGAAGCCACGCACAGACUCAAAGGCUCCUGGGCAUUAGAAGGGCGGUGUGCAAUCCUCCGAGCGCCACCGUAAUCCAGCUGCCAUCAUCCAUUCUGGCUUGGUUUAAGAUGAAACGUCCCAGCUGUCAUCGGCUCUUUGAGGUUCAGUCCAAGAAGGUCUGUGAUACCUGGAAAGAGCUAUUCGUUAGAAUUCCCAUUCAUCUCAAUGGCAGUUACACAGCUGGUGCAGGACCCUCGAGAGUACGCGAUUAGAAACUGAUCUGUCGGCGCACUGAUGCCAAGUAGUUUGAGCCAAAAAUGAGGAGGAGUAGUUACGGCAUCUACCAGCAGGGACUAACUGGACCAUGCUAACCUUCCCAGGAAGAAAAAAAUGAAUGAUUUCCAGGCCUGGAUGGAAUCUAAACCUGCAGAAAACUGGUUUUGAACACCCAUCAUUCAAUUUACCUUCCAAAAACCGUUCCUGCAUAUUCUGCCUGUGCCUGUAGAUCUCCAUGUCUGUUUAUACUGCUAACCAAAGAGUGCUGUAUCAUCUGAUCCAUUUCAUCCUUAUAACAAACAAAAAGGAGGCCCGUCUGUGCCUGGACUUCUUUGAUGAGUCGCUGUUGUGUCUAGCUGAUGAGGUAUAUUUCUCUGGCAGAAGCAGAACCCUACUGAGCAUGUGCACAGUACGUGUCAUCAGUCCAGCUUAUUUCUGAUUGAAGUAAUUGAGUGUGUUUCAAUUGCUCCCAGUCCCCCCUGCACCCAUUACAGAGUCAAAACGAGCGGAUCACAAAGCAGCCCAGAGCCACUGCCAGGCAAACGUCUGCGUGCCGUGUGAAACCAGUGAGUCACCGAGCGUGAUAGUGGUUUGUCAUGUUUGGGAGGCAUCUCUUCUUCACACACCCGGCUGUCAGGGUCAGCAGGGACGGGAUACGGCACGCCAACCAACUAAGAAGGAUGGAGAGGUAGAAAGAGAGCAGGAGGGAAAGAAGUACGCACACAUGUCGAGAGAGAAGGCUGAGCGUUCACGCCCCCCUUCGAAGCCUCAUGACUCAUGAGUAGCAGCAGCAUCACACCCACCCCUUCCCUCUCCGGAGUGCCAGGAAGAGCCGGCGAACCACGCGUCUUCAGAAGAAGGAAAACAGAGGAAGGCAGCGGAGGAAGGGAGCAAAAAAGUUGGCCCGCAAGACUCCAGUGAUGUCACAAGCAUGUGACCCUGCUUCUCCAGUGACAGUGUUCUGAGGGAAAGAAAAAAGAUUUUUUAAAGGCUCGUGCCUCUUUGGGUUUGUGUGAAGGCUCCGCUCACCUCCCGAGCAACCACAGAACCGCAGAAAAGUUCGGCUCGGGAUUUUUGCAUGGGGCUGCCGGCGGCACGUAAAUGGUUAAUUGUCGCCGGUCAACUUCAGGUUUGAGGACCGCACCAACCAGCGUCAAGGGUCACCGAAAACCGCAGAGAAGCGAAAUUUGGGACCGACGGUGGCGACCAUGGCAUCUAACAGCCUCUUUAGUUCUGUGACCUCAUGUCAGCAGAACUUCUUCUGGGAUCCCAGCGCCGGCCGGAGGUUCAGUCCGCCGGUGUCGGUGAAGAUGAAUGAUGUGAACCCGAGCGCAGGACAGCAGCAGCAACAGCAGCAGGACAACGCGGUGGUGCCAAGACUCCGCGCGCAAGAGAACCGCUCCAUGGCCGAGAUCAUCGCCGACCACCCCGCCGAACUGGUUCGGACCGACAGUCCAAACUUUCUCUGCUCGGUUUUGCCUUCUCAUUGGAGGUGUAAUAAAACCCUACCGGUUGCGUUUAAGGUGGUGGCUCUGGGAGAGGUUCCUGAUGGGACGGUGGUCACAGUGAUGGCUGGGAAUGAUGAGAAUUAUUCAGCUGAGCUCAGGAAUGCCUCAGGAGUAAUGAAGAACCAGGUGGCCCGCUUCAACGACCUGCGCUUUGUGGGCCGAAGCGGAAGAGGGAAGAGCUUCACCCUGACGAUUACAGUAUUCACAAACCCACCGCAAGUGGCCACUUACCACAGAGCCAUUAAGGUCACGGUGGACGGACCGCGGGAGCCCAGGAGGCACAGGCCAAAGUUGGAUGACUCGCCGAAGGCCGGACUGUUCUCCGACCGUCUCAGUGAACUGGAGCGUAUCCGGCAGACCACCAUGCGGGUUACCGUGCCAACGCAAACUCCACGGCCCUCGCUUAGCAGCCCCAACUCCUUCACGCCUCAGGGGCAGACACAGAUAACAGAUCCACGCCAGGCUCAAUCUUCCCCACCUUGGUCAUAUGACCAGACGUACCCGUCGUACCUGAGUCCCAUGGCCUCCCCCUCUGUGCACUCCACCACUCCGCUCUCGUCCAGCCGGGCCACGGGGCUGCCCUCCAUCAGCGAUGUGCCCAGACGCCUUCCAGGUUCGACAGAUUUGAGUCCUUUUCCUGGCCAGUUUGAACGUCAGUUCCCCGGUUUCUCCUCACUCACCGAGAGCCGAUUUUCCAGUCCCAGAAUGCACUACCCGGCGACCUUCACGUACACGCCCACCCCGGUCACCACGGGGAUGUCUCUUGGCAGCGCUCAUUACCACACCUACCUACCGCCGCCGUACCCCGGCUCCACCCAGAGCCAAAGCGGACCCUUCCAGAGCAGCAGCACACCCUAUCUCUACUACGGAGCCUCCUCUGGCUCCUACCAGUUCUCCAUGGUUCCAGGAGGGGACCGAUCGCCCACCCGGAUGAUGCCGCCUUGUACUAGCGCAUCCACGGGAACCAGCCUGGUCAAUCCGAACCUCCCGGUCCAGGCUGAUGGAGGCGGGGGUGUGGAGGGAGAUGGUAGUCAUAGCAACUCCCCCACUCUGCUUAAUCCUGCUGGUAGAAUGGACGAAGGUGUGUGGCGGCCGUAUUGACCGGAGCGCGGAACGAGCGGCGUGGUUUUAAAGCACAAACCUUACUAGGAUGUUCAUCCUAUCUCGCUGAACUACUUUCCCUCGCUAUCAUGAGUAUUUAUGAGCCUGUUGAAAGGGAAGUAUUUUUUACAUUACAUUGAACUUUGUUGUCGUAAUACAUUGCUCUGGACUUUUUGACCUCUGGGAUUCAUUGUCACAGGCUGGAGAAUUUGGAAUUGAAGGAAUAGAGAUGGAUCGAGUAUUUCAUUACCAUCAUGUUAUUAUUUACUUGUCUCGGCAUGUUUUUAUUAUAUCGUUUAAAGCACUGAACAACAUCUGUAUGACAGUUUGUGAUCAAAAUCUCUUUUUUGUGCUUUUUUAACUUAAGCAUUUAAGUUAUACGUAUUUGAUAAAAGGAUUUAAAGUAACUUAUAAAGCCAUAGAUUAAUGUAUUUGGAACUUGAGUCAUAGAGGGAAUAUUUUUGUAAAGCAUCUAUGUUCAAGUUAAUGCAACUAAUUUAGGGUAAUUUAAAUUUAUGUGCCUUAAUUGAUCACACAGAGUUGUAUGUUUAAGUCUAAUGCGUU